Staurois parvus is the source of this 432-nucleotide messenger RNA. NCBI's taxonomy places the organism in Eukaryota, Metazoa, Chordata, Amphibia, Anura, Ranidae. The record is from the annotation of a GenBank genome assembly.
UCCCUCGGACACAGCGGAUCACCGAUCCAUGGAAAGAGCCGAAGAUGUCGCCUCGGUCAUGUGAUCAGCUGUGUCCAAUCACAGCUGAUCACAUGGGACAUGUGCACUGAUCAUCAGGGCACUGAUGAUCAGUGUGCCCUGAUGAUCUGUGUAGCCCCAGCAGUGCCACCUGUCAGUGUCCAUCAGUGCCAGCUGUCAGUGCUCAUCCAUGCCACCUGUCAGUGCCACAUCAGUGCCACAUUUCAGUGCCCAUCUGAGCUGCCUUUCAGUGUCACCCAUCAGUGCCAUUCAGUGCCACCUAUCAAUACCAGUCAGUGCCACCUAUUAGUGCCAGUCAGUGCCGCCUAUCAGUGUGCAUUAGUGCCGCCUAUCAGUGCCCGUCAGUGCUGCCUAUCAGUGCCGCCUAACAGUGCCAGUCAGUGCUGCCUAUCA